AUCCUUUGAGGCUGCCCAGGCUGCUCCAUUGACAGCUACCUACUACCAGUACCAUCUUACGCACAGAGCGCCCUCACCUCAACCUACCACUCCACCGCAUCCCACCCUUCUCCGCCGCCCAUCAUGUCCUCCGGAGCGGGUCGCGAAGCCGUCUUCCCUACGCGCCAAUCGCUCGGAUUAAUGAAAUCCAAGCUCAAAGGCGCGCAAACCGGUCACGAUCUCCUCAAACGCAAAUCCGAAGCUCUCACGAAACGUUUCCGCGAUAUCACCCGCCGCAUAGACGAAGCCAAACGAAAGAUGGGCCGUGUGAUGCAAAUCGCAGCGUUCAGUAUGGCAGAAGUUACAUACGCUGUAGGCAAUAGCGGUUUUGGUUAUCAGAUCUUAGAGGGUGCGAGGACAGCGAGAUUCAGGGUUCGGACGAAGCAGGAGAACGUGUCCGGUGUGUUCCUGCCGCAGUUUGAGAGUUUUCAGGAAGAGGGCGUGAAGGAGGAGUAUGCCAUGACGGGCCUGGGGAAAGGCGGGCAGCAGGUGCAGAAGUGUAGGGAGACCUAUACGAGGGCUGUCGAGACAUUGGUCGAGUUGGCGAGUUUGCAGACGGCGUUCGUGGUGCUGGAUGAGGUGAUCAAGGUGGUAAAUCGGAGAGUCAAUGCUAUUGAACACGUUAUUAUACCGAGGACGGAGAAUACGAUCAAGUAUAUCAAUUCCGAGCUGGACGAGAUGGACCGAGAGGAGUUCUUCAGACUGAAGAAGGUGAAGGGGUUAAAGGAGAGAGCUGCUGCUGCAGAUGACGAGCAGAGAAAGAUACGGGCGUUGAAGGAGAAGGCCGAGGGUAAGGAGAAUGCCACAGAACAAGAGCAACAGGAAGCCAAGGACAUAUUGGGAGAGGAGAAAGACGAGGAUCUGAUAUUCUAAGAGAUGCCGUGAUUAGCAUUGUCUCUCUGGCCGCCUCCAGAUUGGCAGCUGAAGGCUAUGUCAUUGUACAGCAAAUGAGCGAUAUAAUUGACUGCCGCAGUUUCUACCACUCUGGCAAACGAGUAGGUUGUUGAGCUUCUUACCCAAGGUAACUUGGCGACUCCACGCCGUGACGUCGAUGCCUAGCUUAUGCUUCGUUCCACAAGUACUCGGCACUCUCUUCACAUUGAUUAACUAGAAAAUUUGGGGGGAUGUUCUUCGACUAGCCCAUUAUUGGAAUAUGAGCCUAUCUUGCAUUUGGCAUAACAACCGGAUGCACAGCGAGGCAGUAUAAAAACGAAAAAAGAAGCUGCUUCCUAUUAAAUGUUAAUCGUAGUAUCGCAG
This is a messenger RNA of Sphaerulina musiva SO2202, 1296 nucleotides long. RefSeq names its product ATP-synt_D-domain-containing protein. Gene Ontology annotation, biological process: vacuolar acidification. Gene Ontology annotation, cellular component: fungal-type vacuole membrane; vacuolar proton-transporting V-type ATPase complex. Bases 124 to 912 code for a protein of 262 amino acids. Lineage: Eukaryota; Fungi; Ascomycota; Dothideomycetes; Mycosphaerellales; Mycosphaerellaceae. The record is from RefSeq and is a predicted model, not a curated record. The transcript has 3 exons. Gene Ontology annotation, molecular function: proton-transporting ATPase activity, rotational mechanism.